AUGGCUAAUAAUGACGCGUAUCUCAAAGUGUGUCUAUCUAAAUACAAACAUCGAGAUCUUACUGCACGGGAUGUGACUAACGUAAUACAAGUGUAUCGCAGUUUGAAUUUUCGUGUCGAGGGCUUUGUAUUCAACAAUGGAGUAAGAAAAGACCUUUUGAAUUUAGAGGGAACGAUACCUGUUAAUUACAAAGGAGCAUUUUACAAUAUUCCUAUUUGUAUUUGGCUAAUGGACACCCAUCCGCAAAAUGCACCUUUGUGUUUUGUAAAACCGACACCUGAUAUGUCAAUAAAAAUAUCAAAAUAUGUUGAUAAUAACGGAAAAAUUUAUUUACCGUAUCUACACGAAUGGAAAGCUAAUGUUUCCACUUUACAGCGACUCGUUCAGCAAAUGAUCAUUGCUUUUGGAGAAUUACCGCCAGUCUAUUCGAAACCACGGAACGAAGUACGUCCACCUUAUCCUAUGAACUCCUUUAUGCCGCAGCCGUCAGGUUAUCCAUAUCCCACGGUCAGCCCUCCUCAGCAGGGGUAUCCUUCUAUGACACCAUAUCCGACAACCUCACAACUGCCAUAUCCCAGUUUCGGUACACCCUACCCUGGCUCUGUCAACACAAAUGGUUCACCAUAUCCUGGAGCAAACCCUCCAUAUCCACCAGCGACUGUUAAUCCAGUAGCAGAUGUUGCUGGCGGCACUAUCACAGAAGAACAUAUCAAGGCAUCAUUGCUCUCUGCAGUAGAAGACAAACUAAGACGCAGACUCAAAGAACAGUCUCAACAAUCACAGGCAGAACUCGAAACAUUACGUCGGACUCAGCAAGAAUUGAGAGAAGGAAAAACAAGAUUGGAAGAUAUAAUAUCACGUUUGCAAAGAGAGAGAUCUGAACUGGACAAAAAUGUGGCUAUUCUACAAGAGAAGGAAAAGGAAUUGGAAUCGGCAGUGGAACAUCUCGGUGAACAAGAAAGUGUUGAUGUUGAUGAAGCUGUAGUUACAACAGCUCCUCUAUAUUCACAACUUUUAAAUGCCUUUGCUGAAGAAGCUACUCUUGAAGACGCUAUUUAUUAUAUGGGAGAGGCCUUACGUAAAGAAGUGAUAGACUUGGAUACGUUUUUGAAACAAGUUCGUACUCUUGCUAGGCGGCAGUUCACAUUACGUGCACUAAUGCAUAAAUGUAGGCAAAAGGCCCAGCUUGCAUGUUAA
Messenger RNA from Danaus chrysippus (African queen), 1197 nucleotides. The record is from the annotation of a GenBank genome assembly. Lineage: Eukaryota; Metazoa; Arthropoda; Insecta; Lepidoptera; Nymphalidae.